This is a messenger RNA of Camellia sinensis, 540 nucleotides long. The record is from RefSeq and is a predicted model, not a curated record. Lineage: Eukaryota; Viridiplantae; Streptophyta; Magnoliopsida; Ericales; Theaceae.
AUGGAGGAUCUGUUGGAGUUGGUGGACCUCUCACCUUUCUACUGGAGUUUUGAAAUUAUUCUCGAUGCCAAGACAGUGAAUACCUUAGCUAUGCCUUACAAUCACAGGACUCAUAAGGAGAACCGAAUUGGGUUCGUUGUCAUGUACUCGCUAACCUUCUUUUUUGCCAAUUUUGGUCCAAACGCAACGACUUUUGUUGUCCCUGCUGAGAUUUUCCCUGUAAGGCUACGAUCUACGUGUCAUGGCAUAUCAGCAGCAUCUGGGAAAGCUGGGGCAAUUGUUGGGGCAUUCGGGUUCUUAUAUGCAGCUCAGAAUCAGGACCCAACUAAGACAAAUAAAGGGUAUCCACCGGGUAUUGGUGUGAGGAAUGCGCUCAUGGUUCUUGGCGGAGUCAAUUUCUUGGGUAUGGUGUUUACAUUCUUGGUGCCUGAGUCGAAAGGCAAAUCAUUAGAGGAAAUGUCUCAAGAGAACAAGGAAGAUGAGGACGGAUCGACAGAGAUGAGACAGCAGACCUGUCAUCGGCAUAUCAAAAUUUGUUGA